CAGUUUAGUUUAGCUCAUAGAAGAAGAUCAAAGGUCGCCUAAGGUAGCUUGUUAGCUCAAAGGCUAAUUCUGACUCUAGUGCAGUGCAGUGUCAACAGCCGUCAUAAUUAGCUCUUUUGGUAAUUCUUCUGUUGGCACAACAGUUUAGUUUCAAAGUAGUAUCCGCUACCAUGUGAAGUCGCUGAUAUGUUAACAGUUGCCAUUAAGGCUUUGUUUGACAGCAGUUGUUACUGUCAAUAGUCGUGACAGUUAGCUCACAGUUAGCAUCUCCGCUAGCUCUGACAGCAGUGUCCGCUGUCAGAAGGAAGAGCCACCAUGGUCUCUGUUUUUGUCGGCUAACAUGUUAAUAACGCUGUGCUACGUCUACCUGUGGGUGCGCUUCCACAGGUGUUACUCGGUGCUGAUCCGGAACAGUUUGCUCAGACUGAACAGGAGCCGCUUUAGCUUCACCUUCAGCCUGUGCUCCAGCCCGGCCUCAGCUCCGCAGCACUCCGGACUCCGCACUGCAGCGCGCCGGCUGCCCAGCCUGCAGCCCCCCGAGGACCAGGAGGAGCGGGUGUUUCUGCAGCUGGGGGACAGGGCCGUGUACGUGACUGAGCCGCAGGUAGGUGCUGCAGCACGAGUUUGGUUAAACAUGUGGAAACACAGUCCUCUAAGGCGUGGAGGAAUGAGAAUACACAGCCUUAACAGUAACUGUGUGCUAAGAACCAGGACCACAGUUUACCAAGCUUUAAUGUUAACAGAUCAAAGUAACACUAACGUCAAAGACUGCUUUAUCUGAUCAGGUGCAGUCUGUCUGCAUCCUGCAGACUUGGGCAGCACAGAUGUUGAACAAACACAUGGUAGGGCUGGGUGAUAUGGGAAAAAGUUUAUCACAAUAUAUUUUUUUUGUCAUAUCAGUCGAUAUCGCUAUAUAUCACAAUAUAAAAACUUAAAUUAAACUGCUUAUUGGUAGCAUGUCUUUUGUAAUACGAUAAGCUACUGCAUCUGUGAGGUCUUUGUGUCUCUUCAGCGUUUUUUUCCUGAGGCGUUGUGCUGGAGAAAGCGGACAGAAUGGUCGUCUGUUUCGGCUGCACAGGCGCCAUGGUCUCCUUGCUCCACGUGCUCAGCCACAUGAAACUGCUUCAGGUGGUGUAAAAGAUUUGAGGUAUUCCACGACUUUGUGGGAACAUGUACUCGACAUAAUUUGCAGUGCACAUUACUCUGCUACAUGUCCUACCUCAAAAAAACGAAAUACCUCCACACUACGGAGGUUUUCGUGCCAGUGUUGUCAACGAUGUCUUCAUCAGUUGGGCCUUCAUCUGCAUUUCUGCCGGGGGUAGCACUCAUUUUCAUUUUUCUCACCAACAAUGCUGUCAGCUUCACGUGUUAAAGUGCUAUGGUUGUGAGUAGCUGCAGCCUGCGACUACACAGUGGUUUGCUACUUGGUUCUAAUUCAGCACAUGAUUGGUUCAGCGCACAGCGGACCUGGAGCAACUCCCUUUUUCAUUGGCUAUUUGUAAAGUCUAUGAAAACAUGGUAGAAUGGCGACUGCCGGAAAGCAUUUUACACUGAUAUUGGGGGAAAUUUAUUUUUAAUAUAUCGUUAUCGUUUUAUCGCCCAGCCCUACACAUGAGUAUGUUGAACGGAAUCUUUUAGUAAAGUUUAUUUGGUAUAUCACAUAGACUGUGUAUACAGUCCAUGGUGUAGCACCAUUUACAGAGCAUCAUUACAAAAUGCUACACAAGCAUGUCAAAGAUAUGGUUGGAUGCCUUGAUCAUGGAUGGUUUUACAGGUUCAUAUAAGGGUAUUAAAAUGUAUUCCAAAUAUGAUUGACAGUCAGUGUAGAAAGAAGGUGAUAUCAGAUAUUAGAGUGACUAAUCAAACUCCUGGAACUUCAGGACUUACUUUAUGUCCAAAAUGUUGCUGCAAUACAUAGUUGCCAAACUUUACUGUCAGACACCUUUCUUCACAGGGUCCAGCUCAUGCUCCAGCGCUGUAUAAAACAACCUUAGUAAAAGUUUUGAUACUUUAUCUGAACUCACCUGUUCAUCACUCCACUAUUUAUUUUCAGUACACGUGAGGGCUGCACAAUUAAUUAUCCUAAAUUUACUAUUUGCUAUACACCACAAACUGCAACAGAUCAGGCAAAAUUUCGUAUAAAAAAUUAAUGUUUUCUUCCUCAGCAGAUACAUGAUGCUCAGAGGAUAGAAGCCUGUGUGUUGUUGUCAUGCUUUUCAUCAUUUUGCUGCAGUCAGAUGAAGCUUUGGCCAGCUUUCAGCUAAUCUCAGAUAAGUUGGUGAUAACUAAGUGAUGAAAAAAACGCCUUUUGAAUGUAGUAAGGACUCAGGAGAAACAUGUUGCCAACAGGUAAUAUGUGAAACAUGCAGCACAGAAGUGAAACAAGAUAAAGUAAAUUAUUCUUGCUAAGUAAGGUGCAAUAUUUAUUAUAUGUUAAUUUGCCACAUUUCAUAUAUCACAAUUAUGUUAAUAACAUUAUGCAGGUAUGGUGUCAAGUCUGCUGUUAAAGGUGGAAAAACAAGAGAUAUGUUUGGUUUUGUUAGAGGAAAACAGGAUUCAAGUCACAAAUUAUAAGAGAUGAUUUUAAUUUUUUAAUAUAUAUCUGCAUAGAAAAACAGACCAAGUGUAGAUUGUUUCUUUUCUUUUCGUCAUAUUGCUGUUAAAAAAAAAAAAACAUGGAAAAAUGGCUAUUGCAGUGUUUUCUCUAUUAUUGUGCAGCUCUAAUAUGUAUAAAGCAUUAAAAAAGAAACUCAAAGUAAGAUUUGCAUUUGACAAGCAGCCAAACCUGAUAGUUGAUGCCACCCCUGAUGCCACCCAAAAAUCCUAAACUUUGAUUGGGUCUUCCAUUGUGGAGGUGGGACUAUUGUCAAAACAACUGGGCCAUGUUUAAACAUGCCUGUUGAUUUGCAUUUCAUUGUACAGUUUCGUUUUGCAUGUACUUCGAAUUGUGACUUUCAGUACAUACAGAUUACUUUCUGAGUACAUUCAGAAUCAAACCUAAACAUAGACUGAUAUGUUUCUGCUCAGACUACAUGAUACGUAAAAAAUAUGUUGUAUAUAUUGUCUCUUGUGAGAGUUGGUCCAAGCUCCCUGCAGUCCUUAAAGCUGUUCAAAUCCUGUAUGUCUGUAUUCUCUGGGCUUGCCUCAGAUUUUGUGAUUGUGUACUGACCAACCUUUAUUAUUAAAUAUAAAAUCUGGAGAGUUACUUGUGAAGUUGAUGCCUUAUGUUGUGGUCUGUUAUUAAGCUUAUCUGUUCAGGCACAUGUUUAGUAAGUCACACUUUUUGCUUAUGCAAAAAUCCAAGUGAAGAGUGUAAAAAUAUGACACCAUCGAUCUGAUAAAUCCUGUGUAAUGAGUUUCCAAGAGCCGUCUGUGGGAACACCAUGAAGAGGAUUAUUAAGUUUGUCCACUGGAAUAAUUUAUAUUUUUUGCCCUUAAAAAAAAAGUGUGUGUCACUCCCACUCAGGCACAAAUAAGCACUCAUUGAUCUCAGGUUGGUGCUGUGACAACCAAGAUUAAAUGUGGACUGUUCUCUCAGUUUUGUCAUCAUUAAUCUCAGUAGUCGUCUGUAGAUUUUCUGCUCUAACAUGUCAAAUACUGCAGUUUCUUUCUGCCAGUAUAUGUGUGUUGUGAUCUCUCCACAGCGUGUGCAUGACCUGACUCUGACUGUCACUAACGACUAAUCACUAAGUAGUAACAGGCUUGUAGUGCUGUGAGUUACUACCACCUGUCUGUCUCUGCUCUGUGCCGUCCACAGGCAUGUGAUGACCUCAGCAAAUGGACGGUGCUGCUGGGCUCCUCUCUGAUCUGUGGUCCUCGAAUAGAAGACAUUUCAUUCAUCAUAGAGGCUACAGGACACAGAGUGGGCUACCAUUCUGCUCACAAGUCCGAUAAGAAAGUAGGCACCACACAUUGACUUACUACCACAACAACCAUCAGUGUCAUUUCACAGAACUGACUUAAGGUAGACACAUUCAUCCUGACACACUAUCUAAACUCUGUGCUAACUGACCUAGUUAGAUAUGACUGCAGCACCUCCUGUCUGGUGCUGCUGUAUGAUUUCAUACUUUACAGGUCUGAUAACAUGUCCUGCAUCUCUGUGGCCAUUACAAGAUGCAGGUAUGAUAGUCUUAAGUAUCUAGUUUGCAGUGUGUGCUGUGUUUGCAUGUGUUGAUGACAUGUGCAGAGUGAACAUGUGGACCAGUUACUGCUGGACUUCAUUUAGAGAGCAAACAGGUUGAGAAACACGCUGCUUCAGGCCCGGAUAAUCUCCAUUCAUUCACAAAUAUAUCCUUUAAGCCUGUUAAUUCUUCUGUCCAGGUCUAAUCAAUAGUUGAUUUGUCACAUGAAAUGUUCAUAAAAACAGAAUUUGGCAAAUCAUUUAACCCUCUUCAAAACUGAGAGUAAUGCAAAGACAACAUAUCAAAUAUUGAUGCUGGAAAAUGUUAUUGUUUCAAGAAAAAUAUCAGUAAAUUUUCAAUAUGAUGUUUCAGUGAAGUGGGGCCAGGGGUAUGUUUACCAUUUUGUUGCAUUACUUCUUUUUUUCUGUAAACAUAUGGGAGCCAAGGAGGUCUGUUUCUGGAUUUUAAGAAGUAGAAUAUUAUCCCACUACCUACUGAUGUAGGAAUCCAACUGUUUUACACAUUGGUAUUUUGUUUGUUUGUUUUUUUGUUUAUUUGUUUUAUUUCAUGAUGUGCCAAAUAUAUCUGAUUGCUGCUGACAAGUCAGGAUUGCAGUCAAGCCAUUUAGCGCCCAGACUCUUCUACUGUGGAGUCAUGUUGUAAUAUAUGCAAAAUGUUAUUUGGCAGUGCCUUGCUGAAAACUGCAAGGUCUUCCUUGAAAAAGCCAUUGUCUGAAUUGCAGCAUUUGUUGCUCUAAAACCUUCAUUUACCAUGGGUACUUAUGCAUCCUCAUACCAUUAAGGAUGCCUGCUUUUGAACUGUGUACUGAAAACUAGCCAGGUGGUCCUUCCUCUUCCAAAGCAGCAUCUAUGAUUUCCAAAAAGAAUGUCAAAUUAUGAUCCACCAGGCUUGACAAAAUUUACCUGUAUUACUGGACCAUGUCCUUUUUUCCUUUUCUGUUCACAGACAAUGUUUUUUUGAUGUGAUUUAAGCUGGGAUUUCUACAACAACGUUACAUCUGUUUUUGCUGAAGAUCAUGAUCAUUCAGCACUGGUUUUCAGCAUUGUUCCUUUUGCACAGAAAGUUCUCCAGAUUGUAUUUGAUGAAAACUGCAAAUUUUUUGCAAUUUUAUGCUCAGGAAAAAAAAAUUCUGAACUAUUUGAUGAACUAUUGAUGAACUAUAUGAUCAAGAAGUCUCGUACAGAGUGAGGACUCUCUUCCCACCGCUACUCCCAAGGAUCAGAACAAGCUCUGAUCUUUGAGAUAGGAAGGGAGAAGCCAGUUGGUACGUGGAACUGCUUUAAGUUCUUUUUUGGAGGUUAGACAUUGUCAGGUGUUGUUUAGGCUGAGCACAUGAGUUUCACUCUGGCUACAACAAUAGGAGAGGCAGUUUGCACGUGUGCACCCUCUAUUUUUCGCCACAGUGAUAACAGCUGGGGAUGUGUGCAAUUAACUUAGUUGUGCACUGUGGCAUUUCUGGUGAUAUAAGUGUACAGACUGCUCUGAGGCAUCUGUGGAAGCCCAAUACAGGUCCAAGCCCUGACAGAAACUUGGAUAUGUCCAGAAAACAUUGUAACACCAACUGCCCUAUCAGCUGAUGCAGUGUUCUCUCUUACAACUCGCUCUUCUGGCUAAGGAAUAGUUUGUCAUGUGGUGCAGACAUGAUCUUUUCUGAUAACUGGAGCUUCACUGGACAUGUCACUCAUAGACAUACCUGAUAUUGGCAAGAACAUCUACUAUUUAAAGCCCAGGCAACUGAUUUUAUUUCUCUGCUGUCCUCCUUUGACCUAAAACAGAUUCCAACACGCAAAGUUGGCAAUACACUGUGUACCGAGCUGUUCCACACUCACAGUGGUUUUCCCCUCCUAAUGUUAAAUAACCGGCGUCUGUGCUCCGGUGGGCAGGGACGCAUUGUACGGCGUCAUUAGCGUCAUCCGCCGGGUGGGGCCAGUAUAAACAUCCGUGCCUCUUUUUCUGUUUGAGCAUCCGUGUGGCUGGUAAGGGAAGCCGGAACCAUCAGUUCCAUAGUUGCAAAAGGUUCGGGGAAGUUUAAACUCUCAUAGGCUUUAAACCUCUGUUCCUCCUCCAUCUCCUAACUGCCUACAGUGGAUAUCUUCUCUUCAGUUAGGAUCUUCAAAAACAAGGAGAAAGUUUACUGACUAACCGCUUUACUUUCGUUUUCGUUUGAGUGACAGGCCGGCUCAGAUUUGUGAGUAUGCGUCUUUUCCUUUCUUCCUUUUUUUUAAACAAAAUUUAAAAUGAAUAUUUAAAGAAAAUCUGACCUGAUUUGCAUUUUGCACUGUUAACAAGAAAUUGAACUAAACGGUUGGAAUAUUUACAUAGCUUAGUUAAAGAGGUGAUUCAGGGCUCCCAGGUGUCACGCGUGUCAAUAAGUUUACAUUACAUUUCUCACGCUGAGAAGUGUUAAAACCCACUGCACAUCAGUAACUGUAAAUGAAAUAGAUUAGUAACCCUGUGAAUGGAUGAAGCGAAGGAAAGAAGAGUGCAAUGCUUGAAUCAGCAACCUAUCAGCCAAUCAGAAGAUAGUAUCACGUGUGCCAAACGCGCAAAUGCUGACCUUUUAGGCACACGUGAAAGACGAGCUGAGGACCGAAAUCGACGUGGAACGGCAGUAAAUCUAAAAGGCUCGUCCUAUGGAUUAAUUGAGUUUCUGUUUUUAACAAGGACACAUAACUGUACGCACGCACAAAUGCUGUCUGCAUGUUCAGAUUGAACCUCCUUUCUUUUGAGGGGGGGUGGGGGAGAAGUUUGUUUCAGGAUAAUUUAAAUUGAGUUUAAAAAAAAAGGAGACAGCACGAAAACAUCCCACAUAGUUUCUCGUGUUUCAUAAACAGUUAUUGCAAAAAAAUACAUUGAUGAAGUGAUCCGCUGAUCUCGGGCUUUCACCUUCAGCUCGAGUGCAAGGCGUAAUUAGGCCGCCGUUACUUCACCUGGCAACAAGAAAUACUAUUUUCUGAUUGGCUGAUGCGUUACAGAUUCAAGCAACGCAGUCUGCCGCAUCUAUCCACAGGAUUACUAAUCCCUUUUAUAUACAGUGAUACCAAAGUGAGUUUUAUCACUUCUCAGCGUGAGAAAGAUCAUGUGUGGCGUGUGAACUUAAUGAAAUGCGCGUGUCUCACGUUUAAUGCGUGACACUUGAGAGCCCUGUAGAAACACAGGAGUUAAUGAAUGCAGCCAAUGAACAGUGCAGUUAAAGAGGUCCCUUUUGGCCAAAUGUCUUUUUUCUUGUAGUUUUUUUUUCACCAUGCCCCCCUUCACUACAAACUAAGUUCGAAACUAUAUAGCCCUGGAUGCAUUUUUUAGACUCUAUGCUUUCUUUCUAAUACCUGAUUUUUGAUUUCUGAUUUUCUUUCUGAUAUAUGUAUCUACGUGCUUGAGAGAUGUUCUUCCAGGUGUUUUAACAUUACGCAAUUAGUGUUUUUUGUCCUUAUCUUGGUUGUUUUUAUACAUUUUCUUCAAAGUUUGGCAUCAAACCUAAAAUGACCUACUUCUUUUAAAAACAAACUUGGACAUUUUAAGUUCCAACAUUUGAUAUGUUGUCUCUGCACUAUUGUAUUGCCAAUUCAAUAUGGGUUUCAGAUGAUUUGCAAAUGACUGGAAUCUAUUAUCAGUAUUUUUUGAGGGUUGUGAUUAAAUCACAGUGAAAUCUGUUUAUUUUUAGCUUUAGUGUACCCUAGCCAGAUAUCAGCUGACUUGAGUGUGACUGGUAAGUCAUAGUGAAACUGAAACUCUGAUGGACAGGCACUGGUGGUUAGUGUCCCUUAGAUGAGUCCUGGUACUGAACCUAGCUAACAAGUCAUCAAACUGGGCUUAGUCAGCCGUAGGCAGCUGUGAGAAGCAGGGUUAUAGUUGGUGGAGCAGGAGGGGACAUAAACUCAGAUCUUCUGCUUAUGUCUGUGGUAAUGGUUGGAGCCUUGUUGUUAGAGCCGGAUAUGUUACAAUGACCCAUAAUGUAACAAUGACCUGAAUUUAUUUUAAAAAAAUGUAAUAAUUUGUCAAUAGUUUAACAAAAGUGAUGACCUGGAAAUGUAAUAAAAAUUAUGUAAUAAAACCCGAAAUGUAACAAGUUGCUACAUUUUGGGCUCAGCAUCUUGUUACAGGUAUCACAUUUUUUUUUAUUAAAUUUCAGGGCAUUGUUACAUAUGGGGCUCUAACAAGCCUGCUUUUGAGCAUUGAGAAUAAGCACUAAUCAGUUGCAUGGAGUCAGACUGAUCUUAGGUAUCAACGGAUUUUUGUUCAACAACAGCCGUCCUCCUCAGUGACAAUUUAUUAAAAUCCAGAAGAUGGCACCUCUUUGACCCAUGUUUGCUCAGAUGUUCAUAAGCUGGAGGUGUUUAUGUAGUCCAAUGGCCUUCAUGAAGUUUACACUCUCUUCUCGACAGAUCAGUAUACAGCAUUGGCUAAUACAUGCUGUGUGUUGUGUUGUGUGCAGGUGCUGAAGUGGUCUGACUACUGUCUUCCUCUGGCCUGUAGUCCUGGUACGCCAUACAGGGCAGUGGCACAAGCCAGUGUAGAUAACUUCAGUCGACUGGGAGUCGCUUUUAUAGAAAAUCGCCUUCAGCUGGAUGACGGGCUCCUGCCGUCAAAAAUAAUCCGUAAGUGUCUCCAGUUUGACCUUAUAGCUGACCUUCAAUCAGAUAAUCUGCUGUAUGAUCAAACAUACAUGAGCUUUGGGGAGGAAUCAAAGGAGAUUGAACGUUUGGAAACUGGGGGUACAAGUGGGUUUUAAAUAAAGUUGACGUCUGUGUAUAUGUUGUUUAAAAAAGGAUGUUUGUCGUAUUUGAUUUAAAGUCAGAAAAUUAAAGUCCCUGUUUUGCUCUGACAUUUCGUUAAAUCUGUGUCCUCAGCUGUCUUCCUCAAAGAGUCUGCUCUCAGUGAGUUGUUGGAGAAGCAGUGUCCACAGACCCCAAAGACUGACAGGUUACUGUGUGUCUGUAACACUGAACCCUCACCUCACCUCCUGUCAGCUGACCCCCUGCAUCAGUGCCGUAAAGGCAGCCUGCUCCUCCCCCAAGAGGCGAAGAGAAGGUUAGAGGAGCGCCGCGGGUCAGAGCCGCUCCGCAACACCCAAGACUUGGGACCUGUAGGUGAUAUUGAGGACCACUCCUUAGGGAACCACCGCCACAUGGAGGGCCACGGACACCACCUCCACCUGUCCAGCUGUAAUGAGUGUUUGGAGCUGGAGAACAGCACCAUCCUGUCAGUGAAAUACGCCUCAGCCGAGAACAUUCCUGACCUUCCUGAUGAUGACUCUGCGGUGCUGGACAGCGAGGAUCUGGACUCAGAAGAAAUCACAGGGGUCGGUAAUCCAGGCAGCAGAUUUGAGCGUAACAGCAAACCGCCAAAUUUACUGGUGUUCACAGGAGGCUGCAAGGAGCGCUUUCAGACCCUCAGUCAGCUGCUGUCAGAGUGCAUCAACACUGACAACUACACCGUCUACCACCUCCUACCACAGCAGGCUCUGACCGACCCCUGGAUGGAAAACACCAGGCUCCUGGUCCUGGCAGAGGAAGACACACUGACCCCUCAGCUCCAGACACGCUUUCUCACCUACCUGAGCCAGGGGGGUCGGGUCCUGGGCCUGGCCUCCACCCUGUGCCCUGCAGGCCUCAGUCUGGAAGACAGACAGAGAAGACAGGGGCAGGUUAGCAGGCUGAGCUUCACCAGAGAGGACAGCACAGAGCUGGAGCUGAGCGUGCUGGCCAGCAAGAAGGUCUACAUCAGGGACAGUCAGGGAGGAGGGAAGGUGGAGCUUUGGGGGGAGCUGAAGGGGGACAUCCCGAAUCAGAGAGACAUGGUUAUAGUGAGGGUGACCCAUGGAAGAGAUGGUGGAGAGGCUGUCCUGUGUCAGGUAAAAAAACACUUUAUGUUACUGCAUGACGAUGACUGUUGACAUUAUUAUGGUGUUAAGACAUAAAUGAACAUUAACAGACACAGUCCUGUAGUCUUCACUUCAGCUGUAAAAACAAAGAUCUUCAUCACUUGAAUAGAUUUUUUAAAAACGUUUUACACACAAUAUGAAAUCAGAUCCCUGCCAGUAGACUGCUGCAGCUUUCUAACGUUAAUUGUUUUACAUGAACUUUUAAAAAUAAUAACGUUAUACGUCUAAAAAGGCAUCACAACAAUCUUUGUGUGCCACAACUUUCCUGCAGGAUUUUUGAACACCUGUAAAUCACUCAUAAUGCAAAUUCCUUGUGUUUUCUCACUGUAUAGAAGAUGAGAGGCAAGGUUUGCAAUACAGUGAGGGCUGAGGAUAAAGUAUAGCAAAGAUAAGAUGUUAGGUACUAAGUGUCGAUCACCUCCACCAUCUGCAUUUUAACCUGCUGUCUGUACUUUUGUGUAGGUCCACUUGGAGCUCUCUCCUGACUCCCCUCAGCUGACCACAGGAGGGUUUGAUGAGCUAAAGGUGAGCAACGCUCUGCGCUAUGAGGUCCUGACAGAGAUCCUCUCCUCACUGGGCCUCAGCUGUGAGCUCAGCCAGAUCCCAGCUCCCACCCCAGUCCACCUGCUGACCACCUCACAGGUAACUCUUGAACUUUCCCCUAACCCUUAACUUGAAAAGUACUUGGCAAGGGCAGACAGUGAUAAGCGUAGCUGUUUCAGCUGCAACAUUGCAGAACUGGCUCUUGAUAGCCUUCAAUCAUGUUCCAAUAUGAAACAAGGGAACCCCGUUAACCAGGUCAAUGCUUAAAAACUAUAAAAGUCCACAUAAGAUUUGAGCACACAUGCUGGUGGGCUCACCACCAGUGUUGUUGAGCUAUAUCAUAAAGUAGGGCGUGACAGAACCAACUCAAAUGCUUGACACCAGGUCUGCGCCAUAGACUGUACAGGUGCUGGCCAGUAAAUUAGAAUAUCAUCAAAAAGUUGAAUUAUUUCAGUAAUUCCAUUCAAAACGUUAAACUUGUAUACUGUAUACUUUCCUUCCACACAUAGUGAUAUAUUUCAAGUGUUUAUUAAUUUUCAUUUUUAUUAUUACAACUGACAGCUAAUGAAAACACCAAAUUCAGUAUCUCAGAAAAUUAGAAUAUUCUGAAAAGGCUCAAUAUAGAAGACACCUGGUGCCACACUAAUCAGCUGAUUAACUCAAAACACCUGCAAAGGCCUUUAAAAGGUCCCUCAGUCUUGUUCUGAAGGCUCCACAAUCAUGGGGAAGACUUCUGACUUAACAGUUGUCCAAAAGACGACCAUUGACACCUUGUACAAGGAGGGCAAGACACAAAAGGUGAUUGCUACAGAAGCUGGCUGUUUGCAGAGCUCUGUGUCCAAGCACAUUAACAGACAGGCGAAGGGACGGAAAAAAUGUGGUAGAAAAAAGUGUACAAGCUCUAGGGAUAACCGCACCCUGCAGAGAAUUGUGACGACAAACCCAUUCAAAAAUGUGGGGGAGAUCCACAAAGAGUGGACUGCAGCUGGAGUCAGCGCUUCAAGAACCACCACGAAGAGACGCAUGAAAGACAUGGGAUUCAGCUGUCGCAUUCCGUGUGUCAAGCCACUCUUGAACAAGAAACAGCGUAAGAAGCGUCUCGCCUGGGCCAAGGACAAAAAGGACUGGACUGCUGCUGAGUGGUCCAAAGUUAUGUUUUCUGAUGAAAGCAAAUUUUGCAUUUCCUUUGGAAAUCAAGGACCCAGAGUCUGGAGGAAGAGCGGAGAAGCACAGAAUCCACGUUGCAUGAGGUUCAGUGUAAAGUUUCCACCGUCAGUGAUGGUGUGGGGUGCCAUGUCAUCUGCCGGUGUUGACCCACUCUGUUUCCUGAGGUCCAAGGUCAAUGCAGCUGUCUACCAGGAAGUUUUAGAGCGCUUCAUGCUUCCUGCUGCUGACCAACUUUAUGGAGAUGCAGAUUUCACUUUUCAACAGGACUUGGCACCUGCACACAGUGCCAAAACCACCAGUACCUGGUUCAAGGACCAUGGUAUCCCUGUCCUUGAUUGGCCAGCAAACUCGCCUGACCUUAACCCCAUAGAAAAUCUAUGGGGUAUUGUGAAGCGGAAGAUGCAAUACGCUAGACCCAACAAUGCAGAGGAGCUGAAGACGACUAUCAGAGCGACCUGGGCUCUCAUAACACCUGAGCAGUGCCACAGACUAAUCGAGUCCAUGCCACGCCGCAUUAAUGCAGUGAUUGAGGCAAAAGGAGCCCCGACUAAGUAUUGAGUGCUAUACAUGGGCAUUCUUUUCAUGUUCAUUCUUUUCAGUUGGCCAACAUUUCAAAAAAAACAUUUUUUUUCAUUGGCCUUUUCAAUAUUCUAAUUUUUUGAGAUACCAAAUUUGGAGUUUUCAUUAGUUGUCACUUAUAAAUAUCAAAAUUAAAAGAAAUAAACAUUGGAAAUACAUCGGUCUGUGUGCAUUGCAUGAAUAUAAUGUACAAGUUUCACUUUUUGAAUGGAAUUACUGAGAUAAAUCAAGUUUUUGAUGGUAUUCUAAUUUACUGGCCAGCACCUGUAUAUAGAAUGGACCCUGUCCACCUCCUCACGGGGUGAAGCCACUCUGAGAACAGCACCCUCUGGUGACAGGCUGCAGUAUAGGUCAUAAAUCCCGCCUCUGCCAGCAAAACUUAUGGAGCUGUGGACAAACUUUAGAAAUUAAUGGUUGUGGUUCCCUUUCAGUCGAUUCACUCGGUACAACACAUAUAGUAUGGGAUAUCACGCCCCUGCGUGACCUGACUGAAGACACCUUUAUUCACGCCUUUAAGGCAGAUGAUCUGUGGUGAUGUCUGGGAGGCUCCGCCUGCACAUAUAUACGUGUAACACCACAGUCAUCCUUCAGUUCUUACGCUCUUCACCUCGCUGAGAACACCUACACCGAGUCGGGCUAACUAGCUGCUGCUAAAUUAGCCUGGUCUUGUCUCUGGCUACUGCUUGAUCGACUUUAGCUCAACUGCCCCUGUUGGUGUUAGCCUACGGCUACCCGCGGAGCGCUAAUUUCGUUCAGCUUUUGAGUCUCGUUAUGAGCUCUAAGCCCAUGAAGGUGAAGGCGAAGUCUUCUGUUCGCCCCUGUCCUCAGGGGUGCGGCUUCUCCCUUCACGAGAAGGAUCUUCACGAGGCUUGUCCCGUUUGCCUGGGGAUUGUCCACGCCAGGAGGGCGUUGACUGAGCCCGAGUCGUGUGAGUCCUGUCACCGGCUUCGGAGCUCAACCCUGGGAAGGCGGGUCAAGUUUGUGGAGAAAAUUCUUGGAAAAACCGCUGUUGCGCUGCACGACCCCCUCCUUUCCGAGUCCAGAGACCCGGCUUCGUCCGAGUCCGGUGGUGAGGACUUUCUGGUCGAAGGCUCAGUUGGAAGCUGGGCAGACCAUGUGGAGUGUGCUGACGGGUCAGCUGGGUUUGAGCCGGGCCCCUCCGAGGGCGCUGGCCAGCCGCUAUCCGGGCUAGCUUGUUACCAGGAGGACGAUGACGUGCUGGACAUCGGCCUGGACGUGCAGGGUUUUUCGGAAGAUGAGCUGGAGCCGUUGUCUUCAGGUCAGUAUGCCGCCGCUGCUGCGCCGGUCGAUCUGGACGACACAUCCUUCCUCUCACUGUACCGCCGUGCAGCUGAGAAACUGGAGGUAGAAUGGCCCUCUCCUCCACCAGCUCAAAAACCGUCGCGAUUCACAGGGUUUUUUCUCCCACCCGAACCGACGACUGUUAAGAACAGUUUGCCCAUGUUCCCGGAUUUUGUCGCGGAACUAACCUCGACAUGGAACAAGCCGCUGUCCACCCGCGCCACAGUGCCCGGUUGUGGACAGUUUCUGGAUCUAAAUGGAGCUGAAAAAGCUGGAUUGGUGAACCCUCCGCCUAUGGAGGUGUCCCUGGCAGCUUAUCUGGCCCCGGCCCAGAAUCACGGUGUCGGUGGCCCCAUCACGCUCCCAUCCAAGCACUGUAGAUUUUCAGCGUCACAGCUGGAUAAAAUUUACAGGACACAGGCAAAUACGGCUCGUGCACUGAGCUCCGUCACUAUGCUUCAGACAUAUCAAGCUAUGUGUCUGGCAGAACUCGGCUCGCGUAUGCCUCCUGACAGUCCGCUUACUCCUCUCCUCAAUGAAGCUAGGGUCGCCACAGAUUACAUCCUCCGUGUGUCCCGCUGUGCAGCGCUGUCUCUCGGUAGAGGCAUGGCUUCCACGGUGGUGGCGCAGAGGCACCUGUGGCUGACUCUCUCCGACGUUCCGGAGAGGGACAGAGCGGUUUAUCUGGACGAGCCUGUGUCGGCCAGCGGUUUGUUUGGGCAGUCCCUCGACGACAUUCAAGCUAAGUUUGAGCUGAGGAAAAAACAAACCGAAGCUUUGAGAAGCAUCAUCCCCAGGCGUGAUGCGAGACCCAAACAACAGGGUUAUCCGCACAAACCGGCACCAGCGCCUCCCCCUAAGAGGACUGCAGCGCCCGCCAGCUUGGGGCCCCAGCCGGUGAAGCGACAUGUACCCGGUCAGAACCCACGCCCUUCGGCUUGGAACAAGGGUCCGCCAUCGAGCUUCCGGAGGGACUCGGCGCCCAGGAAGAAGAAGCAGCAGUCAUCCUGGCUUCGGGAUCGACUCGAGAGGGCCAGCAGCACGGAGGCACUGCCGCCCUUCAUUUUCUGCCGCCAAAGAGGCCGCGUUUAAAGUUCGUUCAGGGGUCCGGUCCCGAGAGGCGCUGCACUCCCUUAACACAGUCUCCCAAGCACAACCCCCCCUCACAUACACAUGCCCCAAUAAUGGCGCCUGUUGUUCACUGUGUGAAUGUCACAAAUGUACGUUCUUUGAAUCAAAUAAAGGUUUCGUUUUGUUCUCAAAACAUCAUGAAUCAAUCAAGUCUGGGCGAGAAAGUGUUGGGCACGCUAGGGGGCGACAACCCCUCCCCCACAGUACUGGAGGUCAGUCGACUGACUGUUCGUCUCUCUCGGUGGCGCGCAUGCGCAGUCUCACCGUGGGUAGAGAGAACUGUUGCCAUCGGCUACCGCUUACAGUUCAGGGUCCGGCCGCCUCGCUUUCACUCUGUAAUACACACAGUUGUAGCAGAGGAAGCAGCAGCAGUGCUGAGGGAAGAAAUAAACAACUUGUUGAACAAGAGAGCGAUACGAGUUGUUCCCGCUUCGGAAACGAACAAAGGUUGGUACAGCCGCUAUUUCGUUGUUCCGAAAGAAGGAGGAGGGCUCCGUCCUAUCCUAGACUUGCGAGUGUUAAACAAAUACCUACGAACCUACAGGUUCAAGAUGCUAACACUCAGACAGCUACUGGGCGCGAUCAGACCGGGAGAUUGGUUUACAACUAUCGAUCUGACAGAUGCUUACUUUCACGUAGCAAUUCAUCCGGACCACAGGCAGUUUCUAAGGUUUGCAUUCGAGGGCAUAGCCUACGAAUACCUGGUGCUGCCGUUCGGCUUAUCACUCGCCCCCCGAACAUUCACCAAAUGUGUCGAGGCGGCAUUAGCUCCGCGACGGGAGAAAGGUGUUCGCAUCUUAGCCUAUCUGGACGAUUGGGUGCUAAUCGCGAGCUCCAGAGAGCGAGCAGCGGCUCAGCUGUCAUUGACCCUAUCCAAACACUGGGCUUUUCAGUAAAUUUACAGAAAAGUUCACUGACUCCGAGUCAACAGGUAUCAUUUCUCGGGCUGGAAAUAUGCUCCGUUUCAAGCCGAGCACGUCUGUCAGAACGCAGGGUGGCUGCGUUUCACCGCUGCCUUGCACAAUUUCAGUUGGGACGCAAACUGUGUUUCCGGACGAUUUUACAGCUCACAGGCAUGAUGGCAUCUAUGAUCGCUGUAGUGCCGCUCGGACUGUUAAAAAUGAGAGCGUUUCAACGCUGGACUCAGUCUCACCGGCUGUGCGCGCAGCGUCACCUCCAGAGGAGGCUGACGAUAACUCAGUCUUGCAUGUCGGCUCUUCUCCCGUGGAGAGAACCCGGUUUCUACAACAGGGAUCUCCGAUAGGGAGGGUGUCUUUUCGCAAGGUGGUGUCCACAGACGCAUCCCUGAGGGGUUGGGGGGCUCUGUGCGAGGGCGCAGCAGUGAGAGGUGUGUGGACGCCAGCACAAUGCAAACUCCACAUCAAUUACCUGGAGCUACUAGCUACCCUUUUAGCUCUGAAGCACUUUCGUCCCGUUCUGACAGGCCAUCAUGUUCUGAUCAGGACGGACAACACAACCGUGGUUUCUUACAUAAACAAGCAGGGAGGGACACGCUCUCUUCCCCUGUUAAAACUGUCUCACUAUCUGUUGCUAUGGUGCAGUGUUCAUUUUCUGUCCCUCAGAGCCACACAUAUUCCGGGUCACUUAAACCUUGGACCAGACCUUCUCUCCAGGGGGGGUCCUCUUGUGAGAGAGUGGAGAUUGCACCCACUAGUGGUGGCUCAGAUAUGGGACCGCUUCGGCAAGGCAGAAGUAGAUCUUUUUGCCUCCAGAGCAAAUACUCAUUGCCCCCUGUUCUUUUCCAUAACAGACUGCAAUGCUCCCCUGGGGAUGGAUGCGCUAGCUCACCCAUGGCCCAACACGCUGCUAUAUGCUUUUCCCCCAGUGGAAAUGAUUCUGCCCAUUCUGGAGAGGGUGCGCCAGCAGGGGCUCUCCCUGAUCCUGGUGGCUCCUCGCUGGCCGGCGAAGUCGUGGUAGGCAGAGAUAAUCAGUCUGCUGGUAGCGAGGCCCUGGCAGCUCCCUUUUUGCAGGGACCUCCUCUCCCAGGCGGGAUGAGAGGUGAUUCACCCGCGCCCAGAACUGUGGAAACUACAUGCUUACCUGUUGAAAGGUCCAACUUAAUGGCUCAGGGUCUGCCCCCAAAUGUGGUGGCAACAAUCCAGAGUGCAAGGGCAUCAUCUACUAGGGGCCUAUAUGCCUAUAAAUGGCGGGCGUUUGAGCAGUGGUGUCAGGACCGAAAUGUACUCCCAUUUCAGAGUUCUAUUGUGGAUGUUUUAACAUUCCUUCAGGACCUGCUGGAUAAGGGUCUCUCUUUCUCAACAAUUAAGGUCUAUUUGGCGGCUAUAUCUGCAUGCCAUGUUGGCUUUGAUGGUGUGACGCCAGGCGCUCACCCUCUUGCUAUGCGCUUCCUAAAGGGAGUCCGCAGGCUAAGACCUGUUCUUAAACCCAGUGUUCCCUCAUGGGAUUUAGGGUUGGUGCUUGAGGCUCUUGGUGGACCCCCAUUUGAGCCUAUUGAGUCAGCAGACAUGAAAUUUCUUUCAUACAAGACUGCACUGCUACUUGCUUUGACGUCUGCAAAGCGAGUGGGCGACCUUCAUGCUUUGUCUGUGCAUCCCUCUUGUACCCAGUUCACUCCGGAUGGAUCUAAGGCUACAUUGCGUCCAAACGCGGCGUAUUUACCUAAGAUUAUCCCCACAGCCUAUAGCUCUAUGAGUUUUGAACUGCUGAGCUUCUGCCCCCCUCCAUUUGCAUCUGAGGAGCAGAGGAGGUUGCAUUCCUUGUGCCCUGUGCGUGCACUACGCACUUACAUAGACCGCACUCAGAGUGUGCGUUUAUGUGACCAGUUGUUUGUCUGUUUUGCUAAUCCAGCCAAGGGCAAGGCGCUGUCUAAGCAGCGGCUUUCCCACUGGAUUGUGGAGGCUAUCUCCUUAGCAUACGGCAGCAGGGGUCUCCCGUUGCCCCAAGGUGUGAGGGCACAUUCAACCAGGGGAAUGGCGGCCUCUUGGGCCUUGUUUAAAGGGGUUUCUGUGAGUGAUAUCUGCACUGCAGCCAGUUGGUCAUCACCGCACACUUUUGUUCGGUUUUACCGUUUGGAUGUGACAGCACCUUCGGUGGCUCACGCUGUCCUUUCUGCUGGGUCUACAAUGCAUUAAAAGUUUUGGAGGUUUGACUUCGGUUCGGUGGCUGCUCUGCGGGGCGUGUAUAUAUGUCCCAUACUAUAUGUGUUGUACCGAGUGAAUCGACUGAAAGGGAACGAAAUGUUAUGAAUAUAACUUCUGUUCCCUGAAGGAGAGGAACGAGGUACAACACUGGGUUGCCCCGCUGCGCGGCAGAGCUCGGUGAAGAGCGGCUAUCGAACUGAAGGAUGACUGUGGUGUUACACGUAUAUAUGUGCAGGCGGAGCCUCCCAGACGUCACCACAGAUCAUCUGCCUUAAAGGCGUGAAUAAAGGUGUCUUCAGUCAGGUCACGCAGGGGCGUGAUAUCCCAUACUAUAUGUGUUGUACCUCGUUCCUCUCCUUCAGGGAACAGAAGUUAUAUUCAUAACAUUUCGUUUUGAUAUGUAGUUACAGUAAGACUGGUUUGUGCUCAAGUCCACUUCUUUGAUUGACACCUGAUACAGCCUAUAGGCGUUCAGGGAUUGCGUAGCUCACCCUGGGGAUACACUGUUUGACCUGAGCGUCAUCACAGCGACUCUCGGUGACUCUCUGGCCGAAUGCACACAACACUACUGCGCAGCACUGGUUUCAGGAAAUAAAGAAAAAUCCCAGAAAUACCAAAAGCUUUUUGGCUUCAAAUCCGUAUACAGACGGGAGGCGGAACCAAGUUGUCCAUAGUAUAAACAGUCUAUGGUCUGCGCCAAACACUGAGACACACACACACAUUGUCUGCUGUGUUUAUUGAAAUGAAUUAUGAUAGCAGCACAAUUAUUCUCCAUGCUUCACAUGUGGAAACAGUCAAAUCUUCUUAAUGUAUGUAAAUCCAUGAUGAUAAUGAUGAUGUCUGCAGUAAACCUGGAUCUGGUGUUUCAGACAUGAAACUAGCUUCUGUGGGUGGGUUAUACGCCAAGCAAAUUUGUGCUACAAAUAUGAAGUAGAGGGAUAAACACAUCGACACUGUUUAUAGAUCUGUGCUACAUAUUUAAAGCUAUAUCAGUCUGCUCUUAUUGGCUAAUAGUUUGUAUCUGAUACCGAAUAAAACCUGUACAAAUUGAAUGAUCGAAAAGUUUGUGUACUGGUGGUUUAACAUUUUAAAUAUUAUUUAAGUGAGCAACUUUCUCUUAAAAAAUACAUUAUAAACUGUAACCAUCUUUCCUUUGACACAGAUUAAAAUGCAUCAAAUAGAACUUUUUUUUUUAAGUAUUGUUUCCCUAAACUUCAAAAUAAAAAAAAGGCUUAUAGAAUUAUAAACAAUUGUUUAGAUUUUAUCAUUUAAAACUGUCGUGUAUGGGUCAGUCAUUGUGACACACAGUAAUAAAGAUGAUCCUCUGUCUGCUUUUAAAUCAUAGGUUGGUUAUUUUUUUCCAACAAUCUUUGCUGAAACCAAAAAAGCCUUCAGUCAUUUUUUUUUUUUUUGUCAACCAAAUACUUGAAACUAUUAAUACACUGACUUCAGUUGGAUGUCUGCACUUUGAUCUUUCACACCAAACCUCAACAGACUUAAGCUGAUUUUAAACUGAACUAACACAGGUUCAGUGACACUUUGAGUCUGUCUGGAGAUAAUUUUUGACAUUUUAGUGGUUAAAUCUGGAUCUGCUGACCUGAACUGUGAGUCUGAGUGUUAAUCACAAGUUUUACCUUGUUUUAUAGAGGCUACAAAGGUUAAACUCUUAUAAUACAGGGUCAGCAUUUUUUGCCUUGAAGCACACACUGUAACUAUAAUGGUGGGAGAAAAGGAUCAUAAAUAAUUUAUGAGACGAUAAACAAGACAAUGAUUUACCUGUACAAUUCAAAAGUAUGCUUUUAAACAAGAUAAUAGCUGGAGCUUCUCUUCUGUAGACUAUCAGAAAAGAUGUCUUCACAGGUAGUGAGUUUUUUGUAGUACUGGGGGGUGACCACUAAGGGGAGUCAGAGGUCCAGGCUGCACAGAUAGGCGAAGUACGGGUCUUUGUAGUUUCCUUGAAGUAUCAUAAGGCCGAGUUAUUGACCUCAUUGCACCUCAUAUCAGCAUGCCUCCUGGGUGAUGGAGUGACAAGUGGGCAGUUUUAAUUUCAGGUGUAAACAUACCGAGGACACAGUCAGGAGGUUUUUGGAUCACCCAGGAUGCAGAAGAAGGUUAGAACUGGAUUUUGAAUCUGCAAACCAUUCUCACAGCAGCAUCUCACAUGGGGUCCUGACUUUUUGGAGUGGGGUUUUGUUGUUUAUAAUCAAUAUUAGCUGAGUUAGCUGAUUUUGCCUGUUGUAUAUUGUUGUAUAGUUGGGUUGCUGUGUGACCUUUGACCCUGCUGUCUCAGUCACUUUGUUCUAACAGGCAGGAGGCUGAUGAAAUGCGGGUCUGCAGAAUAGUUUCCAGAUUGUUGUGUAUGCAGCCAGGGAGGGAGUCCAGCAUGUGUUUGUUUCUGCUCACACCGAGCCACACUCUGGUAGCAGGAUGAUCCAGUCUUUACUGGAUCAGGAUCAGUAUAAUAAUUGCCCCUGUUCCUGACUCUCAGCAGGUACUUUUCCUGAGCAGGACUUUAAUAUCAGGGGAUCUGAAGUCUGUUAGCGUGCUAAGAUAACUGUUCUGCUGUGCUAACAAAAGGGAAGACACAGGGACUGUAAGGUGAACUCGCUCUGCUGACUGAGUCUGGAUCAGAUCAGACAAACAACAUGUUUGGCUCAGUUGAAUUCCUGUGGGGUCUGAUGGGUAAUAAUGUUCAUUUGGUUUGAGUUUAUGAUUAAUCAUGGGAAGUGUCAGUAUCACUCUGAAUAAAUCACAACCUGUUAACACUCUUCAGAGUGACUUCAUGAUUGUGUCACUUCAAAUCACAUUCAAUCAACCUUUAUUUACACAGGCAGAGUUCUUCCCAUCAUUACAUCACAUACACAAAGAGAAUAAUACAAUAGAAUGAAGUGAUCAAGUUGAUAUAAUGUGUGUGAGAGCUCAGGAGCGAAAUCUAGUGAAUAAGAGCAGACGGAAACAGAACAGAGCGGACUGAUCGCACUGUGUCAUUGAUUAGACACAUUUACUCCAGAUAUCCAUCAAACACAUGAGCGCUGUGAUUCUGAACAGAACAGUUCAUGCUCAGAACGUUUAUAUGUCAGUAAUUAUAAUUGGUCCUGACACACAAACUUGCAGAGAAAAAUCACAAUGUGUUGUUGAACGGAUAACGGAACACUGACUUAAUGUAACCAGCAGCAGUAUGUUAACUUUUUAAAGAUAUUUUUAAAGUUUUCCAAGUAUGAACUAUAAAAUAUCUAAUUAUCAUUACCAACCAUGGCACUGGGCUCUGUCACAGUCACUUAAAUAAAAAUCUAUCCUUUUUUAUGUACUAAAGUAUAUGUAUUUUAUUCCUUUAAUAUACACUAAUUGAACCAUACUUUUACAUAUAUCCCUGCAAUUUGCACCCGCACUUUCAAAUACAAGUCCAAUACAAGUAUUAAAGCUGCCAGGAUACCAGAACUUUAAAAUUUGUAUCAACACCAAAAAAGAUCUUUCCUCUAAUUUAUCACCCAUUUUCCAAAAGACGUGUGGCGAAAUGUGCCUCUGAAAAGACUGAAUGUCAUAUUUACAAUGGUGUGAAGCUCCUCGUCAACAGUCUGCAGGUCAGAACUGAUGGAAACAUGUAGGAAGCAGGUGACAUGGCUCUUUGUUCUCUGCUCUCUCUCUGUUUGCGACAUAAACCCAACGUGUGUUUUUAUUUGAUGUUAAAAGGACUUUGUGAGGUUGUGAAGGAGGGCGGAGCAGAGACACACAGUGGACAGGAUGAGGGCAACUUUAGUGGCAAACAAAAUCCUACAUCUUCUUGUGUAGAUGUUUGAAACAGUGAAUGUCAGAAACAUUUUUAAAACAUAAAGCAUGGCUGUGAAACAAUAAAACGCUUUUCUACAUAACAAUUCCAUCGCUGUUUGCUGGGUUUCAUUAGAUUGGAUAAAGUUAUAAAGUUAGAUCCAGAUAAAGUUAUAGCUGGUUUGGGUCGGAUUAAUUCAGCCCUGUACAAUCGUCAUAACCAGAGAAUUGAGCAGAGGAGAGUAAAAUUGAUUCUUAUUUUAACUGUAAACUAUUAUUUUAACUUAGCUGUAAAGCUGAGAGCGGGCUUACUUUAAGAGACGCCGUCUAGUGAACAUUUCAGGAACUACCGAUUUUGAAAUUACAUACAGUUCAUUCGUCAACAACAGAGGCCACCUCCUGGUUAAAAUUGAUAAUCUGUGUUUACUUUUCCUGUCUCACUCAAAAUUACAGAGGAAAAGUCAAAUAUCUGUAUCUAGAUUGCAAUGCUGCCACCUGGCGUUUGGGGGUCUGAACUCAAGAUAAACCUAUGAUACAAAUCUGUGUCCAGUUCUUCUCUAUGUGUACAACAGCUGAUGUGUGUUCUGGUCCCUCUGUGUCUCAGGAGGUCAAGUCCAUGUUCCUGCAGUGGCUGCAGACACGCACUGAUCCAAACGGCCUGAUCAAAGGGUGUAAGGCUCCUCUCAGGACUGUGUCUUGGUCUGAGCUCCAGGAUGGGUCUGAUCAGCCUCAAGACUCUUUGGCUCUGGUCACAGACCCUCCACAGUCUCAGAGCUGGGCCCACUUCAAUAUGGAGACCUACAGACAGAACCUGAAGACCAGCCUGUUGGGUCACACCCUGCUGUACGCUGAGGUGGUCACAUCCACUAUGGACCUGUUGGAGGGGUAAGAUCUGUCUGUUUUAUGUUUGAAUCAUGGUGAGGUCACAGUGAAGCAGGUCUCAUGCUGUGGUAGGAGUGCAGCACAUUACAAAUCUCAGUCAAAGCACAACAAACACCUCGGAUCCUCCUCCAAGUUGAUUUAUUUUUCAAUCUUUUGGCCUUUUUCAUACACUUUUGCAGCAUCGUGAUUCUCUUCUCCUCUUUCUUUAUUCUCUUCUUCUACUUGAAUUCUCUUGUGUCUGUUCAUCCUCCUCUUCCUGAGUGCUGUGUUCAUUUGUUCAUCCACUGAUGACGCACAUAGAUCAGACCAUGAGGUCAGAGUUAGUCAGUGUGCUGAUGGUUUACAUGUCUGAUGCACUUUAGUUGACCUGCGUUGUUGUGGAACAUAUUCAACACUGACCUGCCCUCCAAUAAGAAGACCAAACCUUAGACCCUCUCCUGGUCCCUGGUGUUCAGACCAAGUCUGACCUGCACCUACGAACCCCCCUUUCGUGUAAUAGCAGAACGGCAACUGUCCUCCGUUCUCUUUUCUUAUCUUUCUCUUCUCAGCUGAUCUUUAUGAAUUAAAAAUCGUCUGAUUGUAAAGAUCAUUUCCUGACACAAUCCCCCAACACCUGUGUAACACCUGAAAGUACUCCCUGAUAUGAAAUAAAAAUGUACAUAAAAUUCGGUCUUUAAUCAUAUAGGUAAUAAAUUUGACUGAUCAAAUUUCAGGUUAAGAGAGAAAUAUAAACCAGCAGGAGCCGAAUAGAUUUUAUUUAAUACAGAGUCAAACAGAAACUUCUCCUCUGCAGAUCCUCAAUCACUCAUGACGGGGUUUGGGUGUGUGUGUGUGUCUGUGCUGUGAAAUUACCACACACACACACACACACAUAUUAAUGCAAUAAAGUUCACACUUGCACAUACGUGUGUGGUAGUGAGGUGUAUAUUUUCUGGCCCUCUACACACACAAUCUCAGGCUGACACAGUGUAAAUUGGACACACACACAUACUCACACACACACAUAGGCACAGCGUGUGCUGGAACUGAUUAUGGUGGUGUCUGACCUGGGUGCAGCAGAGCAGGUCUGUCUAAUAGAGCCUUUGUGUGGACAGAGCUGGUCUGUGGGUGGAGCUCUGCUCUGGCUGCAGGUGGGAACAAUUAAAAGUGUCAUAAAGUUUGAAAAAUGGCCGGUGGAGCAGCGCUGAGCUGAUUGGAACAGACACUGUUGUCAUUUAGCUUCCACACAAAGUGAACUCCCAACCUGUGUGCUAAUAUUUGACUUUCCAGAUGUUUCUGAGCAGCAGCUUGAUUAAUGUUAUUAUGAAGGAAUGCUUGUUUUAUUUCUGCAGCACAUGUGUUGAUUAGGCUCUAAGUAUGAUGGAGAGAGAUCACGAGCCAUGAGGUGGAGCUGACAGUCUCCGAGUGGAGCAGCUCUGAUUUUAACCCCCUGCAGCUCUCCAACAUUUAAUCUUGUGUGUGUUUGAAUAUUGAAAUCAUACACUUUAUUAAACUCCUGUUUGCGUUGGACUGUGUGAAGCUGUCUGGAUCCUCCUCAUACGGAGUCUGAUCCGUCGUACUCGCACCUCUGAGGACAGUUUGUGCACUCAGAGUCAGCGCUUUCAUUCAUGCCUUUAGAUGAAACAAUAUUAUGAUAAUCAGCAUUUGUCACAUAAUGAAAUCAAACCUUUGAUUACAGUUCUGAGUGGAGUUGUUGUAAAGUUCCAGCAGUGUGAGGUCAGUUAUCGUCUAUGAUGAGGUGAAUAUUAUCAACAUAUGCAUUUGUAUAUAAUCCAAAGUCAGUUUGUAAGAGAUGUUUUCAUAGACACUCACGUCUAUUCCUAUUAUUACAGGCAAGCCCUACAUAUAGGGAGUCUACAUAGUUUGAUUCCCACCUUUUUCCCUGCUCUCUCCUGCAACUUUUUCUCUCCGUCGUACGAACACAUGAGGAAGACCAAACUAGUAAUCAGAGAUAAAGUUAGUAACAUUAACGAGGGUUUAGUUUUAGUGGUUCAAAUGCUCUCUGCAUGUUAUGAUGUUGGUGUGGAUAUCUUAGCCUAUAAAUUAGUUGUUUUAUCAGAUAGUGCUGCAGGUCGAAUAUUAAAAUUAACCUCUGAAAUAAGAAAUUAAACAAAUUAUGUAUCCGUUCAUGCAAAUGAAAUGUUUGAUUUUUUUUCUUUUAAAGACAUAAAAUUACAUUUUGUUUUAGUUUUUGUCAUUUCUACAUUUUAGUGUCAUUUUUUGUGAAUUUGAAAAACAGUCCUGAAUACAUUUUUUUAAAAACUUUUAUUCAUUUAUUAAUUUAUCAGGUUCUGUUUUCUUGAUUUAAUUUAAUUGAAAGAACUUUUUCUUCUUGUCCUUUAGCCCUACAGAAGGAUAUGUUAAGUCUUUAUUUUUAGCGAUGGUUAAAUAUGAAGUGGAAAACUAUUUUUUUGUUUUUAUCUUGUAAGGAUUUAAAUGAUUUUGGCUAAAUAAGAAUAUGAACUGCUGUCUGUUAUAAAUAUUUAAAACCAGUGAAUCCCUGGACCUUCCUAGUUAAAGGCGUAUUCCCCUACAGCCCUCAUCCCUACAGUCCUCAUUGCUGGUCCCUGGUUCAGCUCUCGGACACGACCUUUUACUAUAAGUAAUCUCCCGCAAUCUGUUCCCCACAUUUUUGCGCUGUCAGGCCCCAGAAACACCGGUGGAUGCCUGAUUUCAUAUCUUGAACUUAAAACUUGAUCAGACCAGCUCACUGAGCUGCUGUAAUGAUGUAGAGAUGAACCUUCUCUUUUAUUAAGUCGUAUAUUCAUCAUGUAGAGCUCCAUAUGUCCUCAUGGACUCUGCAAAUUACCACACAAACAUUCCUUCAUCAGUGUAGGUCACUGGUUUAAAUAAUUUGACCUUCCUGCACUUAAAUUAAAGUGACAGUAAAAAUACAGCAGCAAAAAAAACAAACCACAUCAGAUAUGGAUAAAGCAGGUAUCAGUGCAUGCUAACAGUCAAAGUUCCUGUUAAAUCUUAAUACAGAUCGCACAGAUGUACACAGACCUUUACUCUUUUUAUUCAUUACAUUUCUAUAAAGUUUGGCCCCACAGUGUCACAUCACAUGACCUCUCUGUCAAAGCACAGGAAAUGAAAUAGGCUGACAAGUAAUGUAUUUGAUCUGUUAGACAGUCUCAGCUCAAUCUGUAUGGUUAUUUAAUUCAUCAUUGAUUUGAAAAAAAAAAACAUAAUGUCUGUGAUUGGCUCAUCUAUGUAUGAGAGGCAUCUACAUGAAAUCAUCUGUGUUCAAAUUCAUGAGUGAAGAAUCAUACAUGACAGAAUACCAAUCACGAUGUGUGUUAAAGACUCUCAUGGCGCAGGUUUUCCUCCUUCCUCACUGUGUUACUUUCUUCUGAGUGAAUUUAACGGACUGAGAGAGUCCUCAUGUUGUCACAUUCCUCAGCCCGUCAUCAGUGUGCAUAGAGAUGCUUAUGCGGUUAAUCAGAUGGUCAAACAGAUGUUGAUUUCAGAGCAGAGAGUUAUUAGAGUCCUUUCAGACCACACUGACGGCUUCUUUUCUCCAGUGUGGAGGAUGAAUAAAGCUGAGAGAGCGAACAGAGAGCUGCUGCAGGUCAGAGCUGAUGAAAACAGCCUCAGAGCAGAGGAUUGAGGCCGAGGCUGAAUGGACGGCUCACUCACUGUUUGUCCUCAGUAUUAAUGCUUUGUUUGGCUGUGCAGGCUAAUAAUAGCAGCACAGAGACACAGAGGGCUGUUCUCACAAGGUCACACCUCACUGGAAUCUCAAUGACCAGCAUCCACACACACACACACACCGCCGCAGUAACACAGGCCGUUCAUUGCACUGCAGGGGCCUUUAUUCACACUGUUAAAACUCAUUUAUCCACUUUUCUGUUCAGAGUCAGAGCAGAAGAUAUCCUCUGUUUGAAACACAGCUAGAGCCAGAAGCUGACCAGCUUAGUCUAACACCAAGAGUGAGGGAAGGACCAGCAGGAGAUCUGAUCCCUUUCCCCUCAUGAUCGGAGGAGAAGCCUGGUUUGGUAUCAGUGCUAGUAUUCUGUUUAGUAUUCUGGUAGGGUGAUGGUUUUUUACAGAUCAUGAUUUAGGGUGAAUUACAUUUGCAAAUUUUAUUUUAUCGGGAUUAUUCCCACUGAGAUCAAAAGAGUGCAGACUAAUUUAUGAGUAUUUGACAUCCAUCAGUAAAUUAACAGCAUUUAGCAAUAAAACACAGCAUACACCAGUCAAAUGAUCCUCAAUCUGGGUUUGAAAUGUUCUCUGUUGGUAAAAAGAUGUAGUCUCAGAUGAACUUGUAGCUUAGACCAGGAGAAGGGAGCAAGAUAUUAAAAGCAGUUUCAGCAAUCGUAGUGCGAGUCAGAAAUGGUGUAGUCCAUGAGAGUGAAGGUCACAGAUAGUGACGGUUGAGAGCCAGUAAAGGACAUAAAACAAGAGUCCAUUCAUGAAGUUUAGGCUGAGAAAGAAGUUAUACUAACGCUCAAUUCCUCUGUUGUUAAGAUAGACCAAUUUUGGUUUUCAGGCCUGAGAUAGUUAGAUAAUAGCGAUAGUUAGAGUGACAGAUAACUGCUAUUUGGAACUGAUAUGUACAACAGUAAAAGUUAAAAAUUUCAAAAGAACUUUUAAUACAAUAAGCUCAGAGAAUCAAAGCAUUCUUGAUGCUCAUAAGUUAGUAAAGAAUGAUAAUGAUAACAAUAAUGCAUUUUAUUUAUAGAUGCCUUUCUUGACACUCCAAGUCACCCUACAGCAUUAAAACAAACUUUUUAAUAACAAACAGAAUAAAAUACAAUUUAAAACAUUUUAAAAGAAUGGAGUUGUUCCAAAGUUGAUCUAUUUUAAACUAAGGGUGUCAGCAAUAACAGCUAAACCUGAGGGCAUUUUUAUACAGAUGUUGAGCACUGAAAACACUGAACUCUAUCAAUUAAGAAGAAAAAGAAGCCGUUGGCAGUGACAAAAUAAAUGUUAUUGGACACAGGCUGAAACCCUGACCGUAUAAAGACAGUUUGAGCUUUUUCAGUACAACUUGAAAAAAUAUCCUGAGUGUUUUUCUAUGUGUUGAAUUUAUGUUGGUUUACUGCUGUGUCUCCUGUUUCAUGUUUGUUAUUGAAGGAAGUAAAUUUAAUUUUUUUAAUUAAUAGACAUUAAUAGAGUUUAUUUGAAAGAUGCUGUGGUGUUAACAGAACAGAAAGCAGAGUCACUCCACGCUCUUUUAUGGUGAAUGCAAACUGUGCGUGUGUGUGUUUUAGCAUCCCACUGCAGUGUUUAUGUGUGAACACCUUAUAAUAACAGAGUUUGGGGGGGUGCGGGAUUCAAGCAGCACUUCGCUGGUCUGAAGAACAUAAUGAUUCUUUUCCUGCUCGGAUGAACUUGAUCCCCACGCCUGCAGCUACACACUUCCUACUUAUUGACUUUUUCUUUUUAGAGCUUCAGGCUUAGACCUGAAAACCCGAGGGCCCACUUUCACUUCACUAUUCUUACCCCCCACCCACCCUCCCACCCACACACACACUUAUUUCUCCCUCUGAGAGGCUCCGAGGAAAGGAGAAGCAGCCGUGGAUGUAGAUGUAGUUCUGAUUAUUUUACCUGAUACAUGUGGUCAAACACUUUCUGUUUUCCAUGCUGUGUGCACAUGUGGAGAGCACGCUGCUGCACACACACUUAUUUCAAACACUGUCAUGGCUUUCCUACAGUGCAGCACCUGAACCUAAAAUCAGGCUCAGUAAAGGAGUGUUGUGGUGCGAGCUGGUCCGCAGAGUCUGCUGAUCACUGUUUGUUUUCACAGGUAAUCCAAUAUCCAAACUGACACUGUAUGAAUUAGGGUCCUGUUUCCUGUGAAAAAUACAGCCCACUAUAACCACGGCAACAGGUUCAACCAUAAAAAUCUAAUUGGCUCAAUUGACCUUGCAUGCUCCACCUGCAAUUAUCAGAGAUUGUAAGCAGAUGCCUGACCGGGGGAACAUAUGGAGCCAUGUUUGACCUGAACCAGUCCACUGGAGGCUUCGCUACACUCUGCAGCCCUGAGACCCCCUCUGUCAGGGAGGGCCCCACAGCCCCACACAGGGGCCACAGACUGCAGCGCCUCAUUUUAGCUGCACCUGAAGGGUCUGAUGGGACUAGAAACAGGACUGCCCUAGGACCUCAGAGGGGCCUGUGCAGUCAGGGCACCAGGCCUUCAGGGGCCCACACUACAGGAUACCAUGUACUCUCUACCUCCUGAAUGUGUCUCGUCACAGAUACUGUCUCAUUAUAGGAUGAAAUGAUCAUGAUUUUUUACAGUGAUCGCCUUAUACACCAGAUUAGGGAGGUGAAAAUCCUGUAGCUUGUUAAACUAAAGCCCUUUAAAUAAUGUUGGACCUUCCAAGAGUGGAAUAAAUACAAAUUACCUCAAAACAGACACAGACAGAUUCAAUUUAGACAAGUAUAAACAAAAAGGUCUUCAACUGCUGUUUAAAAAAGUCCUCAGUUCCUGUUGGAGACAGUUCCAAAACCAGUACAGCUCCUAAGGAAUCCUUUUGUCUUGAUAUUUUUGCUGAGUUCCCCAUGCUACUCUUGUGGGGAAAAAGGGGAAUCUGCUAAUUCUCUGGAUUCUAGGCGCCUGAGAGACACAAGUGAACUCUGUGUUCACAGUCUGAAUAGCCUAACCAGUCAACAUGCAUAAUGACAUGAAAAUGUAGGGUUUUCAGGGUCGUCCCAGCCAACAUGCUUGUCUGUGUAAACUGCCAGGCUGCAGAUUGCUGUGGAAAUGUUAGUAAGAUCAGAAUUUAUCAUACCACUAAACUGUGGUGCACCAAAUCAGACCACCUGGUGAAAAACCACCAUCAGGUACUGUGGAAGGAGCAGAUAUAAAGGAAACAACAGUGGGCCCAAGAUUGAACCCUGAGGGACACCAAAAGACAGGUUUUGUUUUAAUGAAACCCUGUGGGUGGGUUGAUGUUGUUUACAAGUUUCUCUGCUUUGUACUCUUCACUGCUCACUUUAGUUGUCUGGUGUUUUCUAGUGUUUGUUUGUUUUGUGUAAAACUCCUUGUUCAUGUAGGAGGGAUGUUACAUAAACAACCAAAAGACAUCACUCAGUGCGUCUCCUUCUGGUUUAUCUACACAGGCUCCCCUCCUCACUUAAAUCAAACUGAGUUUCUCAUGUUGCGAGAGCAUCUGUUAGUGAAAUCUACCACUGUGAGCUUUAUAUGUGAACAGCAAGUGCCUGAAAUACCAGGGCUCGAAUGUCUUGAACUGAUCCAGAACUAUUAAGGAGCUGAUGUGUAAAAAAGGAUGAAUGUUCGUACAAACCCACUGAGUGCUGUCUCAGACUGAGAAUUUUGACUGCUCUGAUAGCUGCUGACAGGAGGUAAGAGCUGGGCCCCUGCUGUGAUUUUUAUCACUAAGUGAACGCAUGAGAGCAGAGCGAACACCUGAAUGUCUCUGCAGCUGAAUGUGACCGCACUCCAGAACCUGAGCCAGACCAGCAGCCAGGUCCAGACAGGCAGAACAAGGUCAGCGAGUGGAGCAUCAGCUGCCCUGUGCUAAUGGAGCUCCCUCUCUCAUUGAUCACCUCCAAUAGUGCUAUUUGGAAAUGAUCAUUGGUGCUGUCCCUCAGUAAACAGGAUUAGCUCAAUUAAUCACAUUUACAGAUUAGUUUGUCCUCUCGUAUUGAUUAGCCCCUCCAUGCUGCUGAAUGAUCAAUGCAAACACGCUUAUGCACCCAAAAUCCUGUUUGAAAAAUGAGCAUCGACGGCAGAAAUAAUCUUUUAAUCUGAGAUAUUUUAAUCUGGGGAGUGAGAGGGUUUGGGUUUGGAGGAUAAAUGGCUUUCAGGAAAAUGAUAUUGUUCCUGACAGCAUCAAACACAGCCGCCUGAUGAGUUAGAUUAUGAAUAUAUUAGGACACAUCUGUACAGGCUUAGCAGCUUUACUGUAUACACUAGUAAACACAUCAGUGACAGGUUUUACUACACCUGUAACUCCAACAGAAACAGGUACUUUAUGCUUCUCCCAUGUGUCUGUUAGAGACAGGUACCUGCUGUUAGAGAUGUGUUACUCAGUGCUAACAGUGAUGCUGUCUGACAGCAGAGGAGAGACUGCGACAUGCACACAGCUUAUUAUCACACGUCCUCUGACAGGUCACUCUGCUGAGGGGGGGCUUUAUCCUCUUGACCUGUGGUAUCUGCAGGGUGGUGACCCCUGUGGCUUAGCUGCCCCCUAAAACAAAGAGACCUGAGCGAGGAUUUAGAGGCCCAUGCUCUCCAUCAGUAACAGCGUCUCCUCUUUCUCUCUUUUCUCUCUGUGAAUGGUUGCAUUUUGUCCGUCUUUGUUCAGUUGGUGUUGAGAUGAGUAGAGGACAAUGGGGGGCUGUGAUCAGAGGAGAUCAAACACAUCUCAGCAGGGAGAAACACCACAGAAGAUCCACUUCUUCUGCCUGUGUGGUUCUCAUCCCUGUCUCUGAUAAAUAACGUUUCUUUUCUUUUAUAACUUUAAGUUAACUAAGCUUCCUCUGUUGUCAUGUAAAACCUCAAUUAUAAAAGAGAUUAGCUGCUGUGUAAGAUCUAGAUAAAACUAGUUGAUUAUUUACAAGUCUGUUAAACUCUGUAGUUAGUUGAAAAUAGGAAUAGGCAACAAACCAGAUAUUGAAAUUGAAUAUUUUAUUUUUGUUUUUUAAAUUUAUUUAUUCUCAUUUAAAUGUGAUGCCAGCCACAUGUUUUAAAAAAGUAGGAACAGGCAUGUUUUCCUACUUUCCUUUAUGUUUCAUCACCUCUUGACCAUUUUUAAAUCUGUAGUUAAAAGGCUGGAGUUCAAACUCUCAGAAUGUCUCUGUUUUAAUUGAUGUUUCCUCUCAUUUUUUUCUGUAUUGAGUCUGUGUGACUGUUUGUUGUUACUAUGUAUUGCACACUGGGCAGGUCUCCUUGCAGACAGAUCUAAUGGGACAAACCUGGUUAAAUAAAGGUUAAAUAAAAAUUUAAAAAACUCUUCUUUUAAAGACACCCUGUAGACACUAAGGGACACGGGAGAGCUGUUUGAGUUUGAGACUCCCAGCUGAAAAAUAGUUUUUCUGGAAAUGUAGACCCAAUCCCUCUCGCAGUCUCUCACAGAGUGACGAACCUCUUCCCAUCUUUGCACUUCAGAGACUCAGCCUCUGUGGAAAUGAUUUGAAAACCUUAUCUGUUUUUACAUUGCUUUUGGAAUCAAGGUUAUAUAGUGUAUAGUGAAUUAAGUCUUCUCUGUUAUUAGGUUGUGCAUAUUUGCUCUCGCUGCCUCUCAGUUUACACACCAUCAGUAGUCUCGUUUUUACGUUGCAGAUCUGGAACAGCAUCAUAAUGAAGCUGAUGAGACUCUCAAAUGUCAACCAUAAUGUCCGACAAGCUAAACGUAACUUUUAUGCUGUCUUUAUUCAACUCCUCUUCUCUGAGAUUUGCAGUUGACGCACCUUUCAACACAAAUUAAGAUGUUGUUCAUAUCACUUCUGCUCAUAGUUAUGUUAUUUUGCGGAGAUCAGCUUGGAGGUGCACUCACCAGUUUUCUUGCUGUUGCCUGGAUUGCGGGACAGGAUGUUGCUCUAGUUUCACAUAUCAAAGAUGGUUGGGGCCCAGUAGCUCCUUAGGUUGCUUUCACACCUGUGCCCCACUAACUGUCAGCAUCUCCCCACAUUCAAAACCGAUGACUGAUCGAACAGUUUAAAGAGAAAAAAACGCACUGAUCAAAGUCUUAUUAGCCUGACUUACUGAUUUAAACUGGACUAAAUCUGUAGGAGCAAAAAUGUCUUCAAUGUGACCAAAACUCAGCAGCAUCUGGAAGACUGGAUCUCAAAUCACAGCUAAAAGUCACAGUGCUGGAGUGAGCUUCUCUUGUAUGCAGGUGAAAUACCAGCAGAGAGCUCACAGACUUCCUGUUUCUCUGAUGGCCCUAAUAGACUGCACCCCCAAACCCCCCGAUACCUUUAAUCAGGACUAGCCAGCUUCUUGACUUUACGCACCCUAAACUUCACUCUAUGGUGAAAAAAUGUGAUACUCAGCUACAAGUCUUUGUUCAGUCCCAUGUUUCAACCCCAGUAUUUUUAGCAGUAAGUCUGGGUUUUGUCUUGAAUACUGAGUUUGUAUUACUGAUCAUAAGUUGGCAGUAACUUGGCCGCAGUGAAACUUUACAGACAAAAUUUCCUCCUUAAUCAGCGUCAGUUCAGCCAAGGAAUUCCUGAGGCUGAGCCUUUCUGUGAUGUUCAAGUUAUUUUUCUUUACACGCCUGACAUGUUUGCACAGCCACACACAUCUGGCAGGCCAAUCUGCAUAAAUUAAAAUAUUAGGGAGUGAGGUUUUUAGCGUGCUUUGGGACAUUUUCCUUUAGUUCAGAUUGGACAGAUUGGAGGCUAACUCAGACCAGAACUAAACCCUCCAACAGAAGUGGUCACUUGAUGCACACAUCAUUGUUUUUAUGUCAUUCUCUAUAGUAUUUUAAAUGCUUUUUUAAAAUAAAAUUCAGAUCUCUAACGGAUUAUGAUUAAAGUGUUUGAUUUAAAAUUCCAUUAUUUUGCACCUUAAACAGUUUUUAAGUCCACGUUAACAAUAUAAAGCAGUUCUUAGUAGAGUCCUGAUCUCAGAUUCAAAAGAGUACGAUGAAACAUACUCUAUAAUCUUGAAUUUUCUAUUUAUUAUUUAAAGAAAUUCUGCACUGCUGCACCAGGGGAGUCUCAAACCAUGACUCAGAGGGAGGAGGCACUUAUAAGUGUUUUCAUCCACAGGUCUGCGGUGAUUCACAGACUCCAAAUAGCACUUUAUUGGCUUUUGUGAUGUGGUCACACAGACAUCAGUCAUAUUGCUGCACCUGAAUGCUUGUCUCAUGGGUGGUAGCUCAGACUCAAAGUACUUUACAAAUAUUUAAAUUCUGUUUUAGACAGAAUGCACAUUAGUUUUCACUUGUCUCCUGGGCUGUCUGGUUUUUUUUUAGGUGAUGUUCAAAAACAGUAAAUGUUAUUAUUUUAGUCUUUUGCUCUGCAGAACAUCCAACACAACAAACUGACAUCAUCUACACCUUUACUUAAAAAUGAGUGAACUUAUGCAUCAGGUACUCUUGUAAUUUUUCAUCAGUUUGAUUGUAAAAGAAAACUAAAUACUGACUUAGCAUGGAUAAGUAUUAAUCACAUCAUGAUGGAGAAUCCUAAAGUGAUCUUAAUGUUAGGUAAAUAUCAAAGUGCACUUUAAAUACAACAGUCAGUGUAUUAAACCUCCUGAGGUUAAAGUGUAGGCUCAGUUUUCUCUCUCUUUUAUGAACACACACAUGCACAUCAGGUGUGAAUCUCUCAUGCUGAGAGUGAUUUGAAGCUCAUUAAAGGGGACUUAUUUUAUAUCACAAGAGCAGAAACACUGCGCUCUAACACUGGUAGCUCAACUCUCUGUGUUUACAGAGUGAUGGAGGGUAGUCAGCCUGUGUCUGAGGAUCAGCUUUAGUUUCAUCUGGGGAUGAGAGGAUGUUUCCCAGCAGACUGUUGAGACAGUGAUAAUAGUCAGCUGGUGAUUCUACUGUUUAUUUAGUCUUAACAUGUGUUCAGUUUUAACCACUCAAACCCUCCUGUGCUGAUCUCCUCCUGCAGACUCAAUCUGCACAUACCAAGAGACGCGGGUUUGAUUGCAGUGGCUACUCGACAGACCAAGGGCCGAGGUGAGCACAGUGAAAACCCGAUCACACACGUCUCAUAGGACUUAAUCAGAGUACCAAUCACACAUAUCAAUCUCUGCGCAUUCAUUGCCCACUAAAUAAACUGCCAGUUUCAUAUGUCCGUGUGUGUUUGCUGUAGGACGGGGUGGGAACGCCUGGCUCAGCCCUCUGGGUUGUGCAAUGUUCACUCUGAGCAUCCAGGUGGACCUGAGCUCCCAACUUGGUCAGAGGAUCCCCUUCCUGCAGCACCUGGUUGCUCUGGCUGUGGUGGAGGCUGUUCGCACACUUCCUGGAUAUGAGGUAGCAACCUGAACUUGACCUGUACAAGUUUAUCAUCAGUUUAUAAAGACCUGCACAUCACCUGUAACUGACUGUUAUUUCAAGUUAAGUGGUAGUAUUGUGAUAUGGGAGGGGAAGGUUUGUUGAAAAGGGGAUAGUUAAAGUGUUAGUCUUGAUAGUUACUUGUUUAUCUGUAGUUGAGUAGCACACUACAUGUUUUAGUGUGUGUUACAACAUUUUCUCAGCUCUGAUCUGAGUCAGGGAGUCUAAACUGCACUCUGUGAGAAAGUGAGGGUUUAAGAUGACAGUGCAUUUUAUGAACAGCUCAUCGUGUUUUUCAGGACAUUGACCUGAGGGUGAAGUGGCCCAAUGAUAUCUACUAUAGUAGCGUGAUGAAGCUAGGUGGGGUCCUGGUGACGUCCACUAUGAUGGGAUCAACCUUUCAUCUGCUCGUAGGUAGGAAAUGAACUAAAACCUUUUUCCUUUAUCGCAUUUUAAAAGGUGUUCCACUCACCAAACCUGUUCAUGAUAAUAUGCGCCUAUGAAGUAUGGCUUCAAUAGUGCCCAUUUCAGUGCAUCUCAGCCAUAUCUGUGAUAAUCCUGCAGGAAUAUAUCACUCUGUUGUUCUCUGCAGGCUGUGGGUUCAAUGUGACCAACAGUAACCCCACGGUGUGCAUCAAUGAUCUGAUCCACCGCUACAACGUGGAGAACGGCUGCAGCCUGCAGCCGCUCAGCUGCCCCCAGCUCAUCGCCCGCACCGUCAGCUACCUGGAGAACCUCAUCAACAGCUUUCAAAAGGGGGGGCCUGAUGCUGUGCUGCCCACAUACUACAGCAGGUGGAUCCACAGGUGAGUUCUAACCGCACACCUACCUUUCUAUGAAGUCAGGUUGCUAUACAACGGGACCCUAAUUCAGACACUACAUGCAAAUGAGAGACUCACUGAUCCCAGUUCAGCUCAUCAUGAUGAGCUACAUGCAUGAUUAGUGUAAGGAUUUAAUAACUUGUAUAAUGAGUAAUAUCAUCCCUUCAUGGUUUUAGAUUUUUUUUGAAUGUUCCUCAAAGCUCUGACUUUUUAGUAUUUAAUUAUUAGUAUUAAUGUAUUUCAGUUAACAUUAACCUCCUCUUUUCCUUCUGUUCUCAGUGGGACUAAGGUCCGUCUGUGGAGUGAGGACGGACUGGAGGUGGAAUGUGUGGGUCUCGAUCAAAACGGUUUUCUGCAGGUGCACAGCAGAGAGCAGGGCCUGGUGUCAGUGGAGCCUGAUGGGAACUCAUUCGACAUGCUGAAGAACCUGGUGGUGAUGAAGCAGCGUUAGGACCAAACUUAACCAAAUCAAACUCCAGUAGAUCAUGUUCAAACAGUGUUUCACAGAGGAGAGGAUUGGCUUGAAAGGCAGCUACAGAGACACCUUCAUCAGUGAUGUCUCAGCAGGUAACAUCACUGCGUUUAGGACCACAGAUUAAAUUUAAUCUAACAGCCUGUAACCACACAAAUCAUUUAACCUGAUGUAGGACGAGAGCAGAGAUCUCUGCAGCUCCCUCUGUUCAUCAGUGCAGCGUAAUAAAGAUUUACACUGAAACAUGUCGCUCACUUCUUUAAAAGAAACCAGGCCAUGUUCACUUGCCCACGUACAGAACAUUUACUGUUCACUGAAUUCUGAUCCUGAUCCACAAAACACCAAACCUGGUCAUCAAAAUGUAGAUCACAAUAUUCUCAACACGGUUCACAUUCUCCUCUAUUCCAGUUUCUUCAUUUUGACAACACAGCUGACUUGAUGUCUGUCUGGAUUACAUGUUGGGGUACGUUGAACCAGCUUCAUAGGCCCAUCCACAGAAUACUCAGCCUGGUUCACUACACCCUGAUCACAGUCCCCGAAAUUCAAAUUCUGAUCCUGUCUCCAAAACCCUGGCACUGUUUUCAAGAUUAACAAAGAAGAGUUUGUUUGUCAGCACUUUUUGAUCGUUAACUGUGUGUGAGAGAAGAGCUGUGGUCUGACUGUAAAAUAAAUGUGUAUGAUUGAACCAGGAUGUUUGUGGAUCCUUAAACAUUCAUGAAACUUAAGAACUUCCUUAAUGAUGAAUCUGAGAUGGCACUUUGAUAUGUCUGCAUCAAAUCUAUGCUCCCUAUGAAAUGACAUGAUUAUUUUUAAUAACGCUAUUUUGUGUAUAUGCUUGUUUACAUGACUGUUAUUUGCAUUCAUUCUGAGGUCUCAUAGGUGAUUCUUGAUUAUGAAAUUUUUCUCUCAAUAUGUGUUAUAUUACAUUUUAAAAUGUGUAAUCCUCAUGAUUACCUUUAGGCUCACUCCUAAUUCAAUACAAAGUGAUCAGUGUAUUUUUCAAAGCCAGGAUUGCUGUGACACUGGCAUUAAAUUUCAUUUAAAAUGGUUUGAAUAGACGGUUUGAAAAACUCUUAAAUUGACCUUUGAGGAUCUCGGGAGUACAGGGUAAUAAUAUGUCUAAGUUGUGUCUGAUAUGUGGUGGGUUUCUUCAGUAAGAUCCCACUGAGUCGGUCGGGGUCUACAAGUUUCCUGUCAAAUGUUAAUGCUGUGUUAUUUUGUGAAGAGGACUGUCAGUGUAACUGAUAAAUAAUAAGAGUCUCUUAUGACUGAGGUGAACAAAUACUUUAACCAACAAGAGCAGCACUCAGGUAAGAGCGCAGGAACGUAGGUAAAACAGACUGUAUUAGCUCAUUCAUAGUUCUGUAAGGCUCUCGGCCUCACAGUACAAAAGUUGACCAGCAUGAUGCACAAAUAAAACUGUUUUCUAUUAAAGCAUUUUGCAUCACUUCAGAUUUUUUUUUUCUAUGUGAAGAAGAUAACCAUUACACAGAAGCACUUAUCAAGUCCACCAGCAGCAAGUGUCAGUAUAGCAGCAGCCAAUAUACCACUAGCUAACAUGGCAUAGACAGGACCUUUAGUGGGUGCCAACAGCUGACCUUAACCGUUUUAUAUAAAAGUAUGACUUUCAGGAUAUUUUGUGACUACAAAACAGUAGGGAUAAGUACACCCAAGAGCUAUAUCUUACUUAAUGUAACUGGAAGAAGCAGCCACAAUGCAGUGCAUAGCAGCUGAAAUAGAGGUAUUCACAGUUGCUGAUAUUUAGGCUAAAUAAGGAGGUUUAUAGGCUGAAAAUCUGAGGUACCCACUCAAGUGUAUCAGACUGACAUACUAAAUGGGGAGAAUGAGAAUUGUAUGUCUCCUUUAAGUGACAUGGAUAGUUUUGUUGUUAGGGCCAAAGCUUUAUGUACCAUCUACAGGUAACUGAGCUGCUGAUGGUUUUUUGAGGUGUAGAUAUCUUCUCAACUCAGGAAAAACAGAACCCUUUUUCAAUUCAAAAUGUAAGAUUUAGGCCUACAGGUAUUUGUGUUAAAAUGUAGGUGAAAUGUAGGUAAAAUGAGGUAAAAAGUACAACAAUGUAAGCAAGGACUACUUGUUGACCACUGCCCAAAAAGGAGAUUAAGCUCAUGACCAUCUGCUUAAAAACUACAGAAAUGCCCUCAAAUCUGAGAGUAGAGGUUCAAUUUGGAAUGCCACCAUAUCAGCUAAGGUCCGUUGUACAAGUUGGAUAUCAGGCUUGUUGGGGCCAUCUCCUUAUAUAUCAGGAUAUGCUGAAGAAUAUAGGUUCUUAGCCUCACCAUAUUCUGAGGCCCACUAAGUAAAACAUUCAGUGUCAGGAGCAUAAAAAGACACCGUACAUAUGAACAAAUACAACAGAGGCAGAACUCAUUGAGUCAUUUUAUUAAUGUUGUUUUUGGCACAUUACAGAUCUGACUGACACUUUGGUUUCAAGCUGCCUGCUGAUGGUUUAGUUAUAAAACAUCACAUCACAUAAAGAAAGGCUUUUAAAAGUGCAGGUAGAUGAUGAGAGAGCUGAGAACAAAGUGCUGAUGUUGAAGUUAAUCUUAUUUUAUCUUUAUCUCAAUAGAACCUUCAGUUUCUGUUAGAAACCCUUCAUAAUGACUCACUUAUUGCUUGGAUGGAAGAAAAAAAAUGAACAGAUUGAGAAGCAGCAGCAUAAAGGAGAUCAGAUGGGUUCAACGCAGAAACACCCGAGAAUCAGGUCAUUGAAAUAAUCAGGACAGCGAACUGAUCCACUACUUCCCCUGGAGAAAAAAUGAACCCUAAACUGAACUCAGGAAGGCAUCAUUAUUGGUGUGAGGAUAAGUUUUAUCUGACCCUGAUUGGCUGGCAGGUACCUUUGCCAUCUUUCUACUGAUGUACAUGUAAAUGGUUGGAUGCAGACAUGUUAAAAGUGCUUUGUGUGAUCACAGGACUACAAACAGCUUUGCAAGCAGCUUUAUUUGGUAGAUCUAAACCAAAACAAGUGUCUUUGAAAUGUUGAUACUUAUUGCAGAGUAAACUGUGUACACCUUAGCAGCUCCACUAUGUAAUCUCCUGUCACAGCUAAAAAGCCCAGAUUGUGAUAAAACUGCUGAUUUAAUAUGAACUCAGUUUUAUUUUACAGCUGAUCGACAGAAAUCAAAGAAAUGUCUCCACGUCAACUCAGUCAAGAGUUUGGGGUUAUGUUCCUUUUAGCCCUCAGGAGCCUGUGUGGUCUUAUAGACUCUCCACUCCAUUGCUUAAUAUUCUGAGUGUCAUUUUUUCAUUAGUAAGUGACUGAGAUUAUGCUUUAAAUAUCAGUUUAAAUAAAUAGUGCAUCAAAAAAAA
Messenger RNA from Xyrichtys novacula (pearly razorfish), 39061 nucleotides. Lineage: Eukaryota; Metazoa; Chordata; Actinopteri; Labriformes; Labridae. The record is from the annotation of a GenBank genome assembly.